ACUUGAAAUCCUCGAAGACUGUUCCUUUUUGCUUCAACUUUAUCGGAAAUCCAUGCUACAUUAUCUCAUCGACUGAAGCAAGUUCCAAAUGUCCAUCCGUGUAUGUUUUCGCUUCGGUUCUCGCGCGGGUGGCCAUUUCUCGCUUCCGUGUGUGUGCGGGAAGCUCGUUUUGCGCAUGACCGUUAUGCCCACACUUCAUUGAGAAAUUAGGCCCGCGCGUGGAAAGUACCAGGAUAUUGUAAGGUCUUUUAACUACUGCAUUCCCAACAAAUUUUUAACGAUGGCGUUUCGUAGUGUAAUUGCAAGGCCCUUGUGGCAUGCUGCUCGUGCUUGUAAAAGAUCUCCUCAAGUACUUGGUGGUUCAUGGCGAUUGUGUUCUGCGAAGUCGAGUCUUGAUGAGCCAGAUUUUGAAACUCACAGGGACAAGAAGUUAUUUACCCCUGGCCCUCUCGGCGUCAGCUUUGAAACAAAGAGGGCCAUGCUGCGGGACCUUGGUUCGCGUGACACGGAGUUUAUACGGGUUGUGAAAACAAUUCGUUCGAGGCUCUUGGAAAUUGCUGGUGUUUCUCCUGAAGUGUUCACCACUGUAUUACUUCAGGGUAGCGGAACAUAUGCUGUGGAGGCUGUACUCACCACCACAACCCCCAGAGAAGGAGGGAAAGUUUUCAUCAUUGAAUGUGGUUCCUAUGGCAAGAGAAUGAUGAAGAUUUGUGAAGUUGCGGGGAUAGAAACGGUUGUACUUCACGGAGCAGAGGAUUCCAAAGUAGACUUAAAGAAAGUUGAAGAAAUCCUGAAAAGUGAUAAAUCCAUUACCAAUGUUGCCAUGGUGCACUGUGAAACCUCCACAGGUGUUAUACAUCCAGUCGCUGAAGUAGGAAAACUUGUGAAAGCACAUGCUCCAGAUGCAUCAUUUUUUGUUGAUGCUAUGAGCAGCUUUGGGGCAGUUCCACUCAAUUUAGAUCUAGCAAACAUUGACUUCAUGGUAAGCUCAGCUAACAAGUGUAUAGAAGGUGUUCCUGGGUUCUCCUUUGUAAUUGGCCAUAUUGAAUCCUUGAAGAAAUGCAAAGGAUGGGCACGUAGUUUAUCUCUGGACAUUGUUGAUCAGUAUGAAGGACUUAACCAGAAUGGCCAGUUUAGGUUCACACCAGCAACUCAUGCCAUGCUUGCUUUCCGACGAGCUUUGUCCGAGUUUAAGGCUGAAGGUGGAGUGGAUGGAAGAGCGAACAGAUACAUGGAGAACUGCAACCUUCUUCAAGAUGGCAUGCGGAAAAUGGGUUUCAAGAAGUUUCUAGAUGACACCCAUGAAGGGUACAUUAUAACUUCCUACUACAACCCUAAGCAUCCAAACUACAACUUUGAAGAUUUUUACAAUCGGCUAAACAGUAAGGACCAGGUCAUCUACCCUGGUAAAGUAAGCACUGCUGACUGCUUCAGAAUUGGCAACAUCGGAAAACUGUAUCCUGCUGAUAUGCAGCAUUUGUUGAAGUGUAUAGAAGAAGUGUUAGGUGAAAUGGGAAUUCCUGUCCCCCUAGAAGAGUAAACAAAGAGACAGCAGACUAGUUAUGUGCACCAUUUUAUGGGGUGUGAUAUACAUAGGCCAUUUCUGAGUUCUAAAAAUCCUCACUUUCUAAUUUUGACCAAGAGCAAAAUUUUCAGGUAUUAAUGGGUUACAGUUGCUUAAGGAUUAAAAUCAUUUUCCAAUGAAUAGCUUUGCACUUUUCACUGAAACAGAGGCUUUUUGCAUCUCAGAAAUGGCUCAUUAGUACAAUGCUCUUAGCUGCAUUGUUCACACCUAAUAUCAAAAAGGUUUGUUAAAGGCAUGCUUGCUGGAAUAAUUUUGAUGUGGAAAUGAAAUUAAUUUUAAUAUAGUUUAUGAAUAAGAUUUAUGUCUUAAAGAGCAGAACAAUCACAUCUUUUACAGAUAACAAGAACUCUUUUAGCAUGCAAAAUAACUCAGAGAAUUUGAGCCGAAAAGGGGAUAAGGCAAAAAACAAGUAAUCAGCAGAAAAUGCAUGAGCAGUAAAGCCAAAUUUUGCAGAUAAACUGUAAGUGGCAGUGGUGUGUAAGUGUUAGUAGUUUGAUUGGAAUGAUAGCCACUUUGCACCAUGAUUUAUGAAAUUAAUUUGAUGAAACAGCAAAUGCAAUCUCAUUAUUACAUUUGAAAAGUAAGUGUUUUCAUAUUGCUUAAGAUUUUUGGGCACAAUUAGCUUUCAUCAAAUUAUGGCACAUUUGUUCGAAGUGUUAGGGUCAGUGAAAAUAAUAUGAUUUUGAAAAUAGCUACCACACAAUUUAUUAUGUUGUAAAAGGAGAAAAUAAAAGAAUUUUCUGUUGUUAUAAUAAUUUACACUGAAAUAAGUUAAAUCAGAUUUCCUUUUUGUUGUUUCCUGUGAGGUACUUUAGAUGUCAUACUUAAAUAGUACUCCCUUAGAAUAAUCCCAUCCAUGUGAUUUAGUGGAAAGUUAUUUAUUUGAACAAUUUUCUUUUUUGAGAUAAUUCUUCAGAAAUAAUAAGGAUAAAUUUAAUUUUUCUAUUUUUUUCCUUGUCACUUUUUUCAAAGUGACUUUUCUGUAUUACUGAGAGUGUCAUUUUGUGAGAGGACCAUAAUACAAGUGGUGUGUUUUUUGGAAGUAAUGUGAUUUGAUACCAUAAGAGACAGAGCAGAGUGUCUGUUUUAACGAAGUGUUGUUUUUUACAGUGGUCAUUCCAUGCUACAUAUAGACUCCAGCUAACGAUUUUUAAGCAUGUAAUGGCUAAAAGCAUGCAGAAGCAGUAACUUUCUAAUAUAAAGAAAAUAAAUAAAUUAGUUAGUAGUUUCCAAAAAGGAUCUUUCUAAUGUUUAGAAGUGCAGAAUAAUUAAGAACAGUAAAAUAAUUUAACAGUGAGUAGUAAUUUAAAAAGUCUUUUGGGAGUCUUGUUAGAUGGAAACAAACAAUAGAUUUCCUUGAUUAGGUAACAGAACUAAUUAAAUGGUAUUGAA
Molecule: messenger RNA, 2977 nt
Organism: Pocillopora verrucosa
Lineage: Eukaryota; Metazoa; Cnidaria; Anthozoa; Scleractinia; Pocilloporidae
Product: 2-aminoethylphosphonate--pyruvate transaminase-like
Biological process (GO): organic phosphonate catabolic process
Molecular function (GO): 2-aminoethylphosphonate:pyruvate transaminase activity
Source: RefSeq, a predicted model, not a curated record